This is a messenger RNA of Moesziomyces aphidis, 1806 nucleotides long. The record is from the annotation of a GenBank genome assembly. NCBI's taxonomy places the organism in Eukaryota, Fungi, Basidiomycota, Ustilaginomycetes, Ustilaginales, Ustilaginaceae.
AUGAACUCGGCUGCCAUCCACUCGGCCAAACUCAUCGCCGAGUUUGAAAAGGAGCAGCAAGCAUCGCUCCCACCCACCCCACGCUAUCCGUCCGAGUUCCCCUUCGGUGCUCCGGCAGCCGGUCCAUUUGGCGGGGCUAGUGCGGCUACUUCCGGGAGGAGCACCAUGAACAACUUUGCAGACGCCCACGAUGGCGACGCCGCCGACGUCAAGCCUGCCUCGGCUCCGGUCGACGAUGGCGCGUCCACCUACCAGCCACGCAGGCUCACCGACUUCGACUACCCGGGCGGCUGGGGCGCACAGACGUUCAGCGGUGUCGGUGGGUUGACGCAGGACAGCGCCUCGCGCAUCGCCACGCUCCAGGCCAAGCUCAACCAGCGUCUGGGGCCCGAGUACCUCUCGCAACGCCCUGGCCCGGGCGGAGUCAAGAGGCUCACCUACAUCGAGGGCUGGAAGGUCAUCGACCUGGCCAACGAGGUGUUUGGCUUCAACGGCUGGUCCACCACCAUCCGCAAGCUCGAGAUCGACUUUUUGGACUCGCCCGAUGGCACGCGCUGGAGUGCAGGCGUCACCUGCAUCCUGCGUGUCACGCUGCGCGAUGGCGCGUUCCACGAAGACGUCGGAUACGGCAGCGCAGACAAUGCGCGCCAGAAACACGUAGCGAUCGAGAAGUGCAAAAAGGAGGCGGUCACCGAUGCGACCAAACGAGCACUCAAGAACUUUGGCAAGCUCCUGGGCAAUUGCCUCUACGACCAUCAGUACUCGACCCAUGCGCUCAAGGUCACCAACCCACCGCCCAAGUUCGAUCCGGCUGAGCUGCAUCGUCGCCCGGAACUGAGGCCUCCGCCUCCGCCGCAGCCCCAGCCCCAGCCACCACAAACGCACGUGCAGGCCGCCCAGCCGCCGAGAAAGCUUGCGCCUGCUCCGGCACCUGCACCGGCACCAAGUACCAGCACCGAGCGCGCUGCAUCCGCUACCAACGGCGCGGCCGAAACAUGCCCAGCUGCCGCGGCGCCUGCACCUGUGCGGCCUGUCGUGGCUGUCGCAGCGGUGCCGCAGGAGGCCAUGGAGGAGGCGUCGAAAGAUGCGGUGUCGGAGCGUCAACAGCGGUCCAUGCUCGCGCGCCAGGCGUACCUCGAGCGCCAACAGGCGGAAGCACGCAAGCAGGCCACCCGCUCGCCGCCGCGCGCCGAGGUCGCGCCGAGCUCCGACUCGUUCGACGACGGACUGCUGGACGAGCUCGCGUACGACGAAUCGGCAUUGGCAGAUGCCGAAGCCGCAUCGCACGCGCUCGAGAUGCAGAUCGACCAGCCGCGCCGAGUCGACGACUCGACGUAUGGCGCCGAUGAUAGCGGCGUGGCAUUCGCGCCCGAGCAUGGACAGGCGAUCAAGGCGGAAAAGACGCGCGAGGUGGAGAUGCGCAGGUCGACGAGUCCGGUCAAACAGGUCAAGACGGAAGCGCUGCUGCCUCGGCGCGCGGGGAGCGUGGGGCGGUUCGUCUCGCCUCCCCCUGCGCCGGCGCCGGCGGUGGGGAUGAUGCGCAAUGGUGCAACGAGCUUGUCUGCUGCAUCCUCGGCGGGUCGUGUGGCGGCGGCAGGCGGACCAAGAAGGUUCGCAAGUGCAUUGGGUGCGGGCGUGGGGGUGGAGGGCACAGUGUCGCGCGAGGCGGGAAGGGCGAUUGGCGAGCCGGUGAACCACGCCUAUGUGCCGCCCGAGGCGCGGGGCGUCAAGAGACCCGGCGAAGCUUCCGUCGAACGAAGUGCGCCACCUGCACCGCCGUCGCUCAACCUCGCGCGGCCGACGUAA